CAUUCAUUCAUGCAUUCGUAUCUGAAGAGAGGAGAGGGAAAACGAUAAAAAAAAAAAAGAAUCAUUUUUUUGACAAGUCAAGUCCUAUCUGUAAUAAUCCUUCACAUACUUAAGAGUUAAAGAGAUAGAAGAUCAGUGACUGAAGAAAGAUCACUCAGUCACUCACACACCUCUGGAGUUUAUACGUUGUUGUUCUCAGCUUGGUGAUACAAUGGGUGCUUCUGGGAGAUGGAUUAAAGCAUUGGUUAGUUUCAAUAAGUCAAUGUCUUCUAACAAGGAUGAUCAAGUGAAGGUUGCAAGCAAAAGCCGGUUUAGGAGAAAACAUUCAGUUGAUUUAGACGCUGAGAAGCAGCUUCAUGAAGAUGGAUUUGAAGAUUCAUAUGCGCAUAGUGUGAUAGAUGAUACUGGAGUCUCUACUUCAACUUCACUACAAUCCUAUGAAGAGCAAAGGAAGUCACAUUAUGCUGCAACACGCAUUCAAACAGCUUUUCGAGGCUUUCUGGCUAGAAGGGCUUUACGAGCGUUGAAGGGAUUGGGUAGACUUCAAGCCCUUGUUAGAGGACAUGCGGUGAGGAAACAAGCAGCUGCGACGCUUCGGUGCAUGCAAGCGUUAGUGAGAGUCCAGGCUCGUGUACGGGCAAGACGUGUUCGCCUCGCCUUGGAGAGUGAAACGCGUCAGAAACUAGAGCAACAGCUAGCAGAUGAAGCCCGAGUUCGAGAAAUUGAGGAAGGUUGGUGCGAUAGCAUUGGUUCUGUUGAACAAAUCCAAGCAAAGCUGAUAAAGAGGCAGGAAGCUGCAGCCAAGCGUGAGAGGGCUAUGGCUUAUGCUUUGACUCACCAGUGGCAAGCAUGGACUAGGCAGUUAUCUGCGGCGUACAAUGGCUUUCAACCUGACAAAAACAACUGGGGAUGGAACUGGUUGGAAAGAUGGAUGGUUGUUCGUCCAUGGGAGAACCGGUUUCUUGACAGUUACCUCAUGGAGGAUGCGCAAUUAGUAGGAUCUCAGUCAGUUAAAGCCAACCGAGCAGGAAAACUCACGCCAACGUCUCAAAAAGUAGCAGUUGAAGACAACUCUGCCCAAAACCAGAGAAGACGCAACUCCGAACCAAUAAAACAGAGGCUUGCAUAGAGCCCUUUGCUAGAGUCUCUGUGAAUCGUCACCCCAAAUCUCUCCCCCCUCGUCCCUGUACAUACACAGCUUCUGAUAAAACAUGGGAGAAUGAACCGUGCUGAUCAGGCUCUUGCCAAUGUGUGUAUAUAUAUAAUACGUUGUUUUGUAUAAGUAUAUUAAACUAUCAUAAUAAGUUAUUACAUAGCUGAUGAUCUCUCUUUGUAAAGACAAAGUGAAAGAUACAUCAAAGUGGAGGGGCAAACACUGGAAGCUGGUGUGAGGUGGAAUCUCUUCUAUAUCUUGCAUCUUGAUGAUUAAGUGUCGAUGCCAAUCUGUCUUGUCCCUCUCUUACUAAGCCCCCUUCACUUCUCUUGUUAUUUCUUGUCGGUAUAUUAACCAGAGGUCCUCCAAAGAAGAUAGAGUCACCUGUAUAUAUCAGUCUUCUCUCGCCUUGCUGCUGAGGAAGAGGAGCCUUUAGGGAUGAUGAUACAGAAGAUGAAUCUUGAGGUGGGAGAAUGGUUCUUGGAUUCCUACUGCGGACUUCAGGCAUUGUCGUUACAAGAGCUGAUGAUACGUAUCUCCCAGCUUCAGGAUCCCAAACAACUGAUGAUGUCUUUCUCACAUCUCUCAGAAGAGAAGUUGAAGGAGCAGAGAGAAACAAGUGUCCUCUGUGCAUGUGAUGUGUUGUUGUUGCAGAGAAGAGAUGGCCAUUUACUGUAGAAUAUUGAGGGAGAGGAGCAAGUUUGACUGACUCUUCAUGAACAUGUCUUGGACUACUUUGACUUGGUGCAGCAAGCGAGUUUCUAGAGAGAGAUGACUCUAAAUCAUUGUUCCGUAUCUCUUUCCUUGCAGCCACUUGUGCAGCUGUGCUUAUGACACUAACCGUGCCAAUGGAACUAAGUUCAUAAUCAGGUAAAUGGGGAUUGUCUAUUGGUCUUAGGACAGAUGAAGAUGCUCUGGCUCUAGCAGCUGCCCUUGCAGCUUCAUUUGCGUCCAGCUUCGCUAGCUUCCAUGCACUGCGUUUGACUGGUCUUUUGGGAGCCUUGAUGCCUCUCUCUGCUGCAUCUGGAUCCACGGUUGACGGGACCAUGUGAGAGUCUAGUUGGGGAAUGACUUCAUCCUGAAAUAGAAAUAACAAGUGUUGAACUGGUGUAAGUCAAUAAAUGAACCGCCACCUUUAAAGGUUACAAUAUAGGGAUUGAUUCCAUAGAUAAUAUAUAUGAGCCAACUAAUGCAAACAAUAUACUCUUUUGGAGUUUACCUGAUUAUCAAACACUCUAGGUGGAGUGCACCAGACUCCCUUUUUGUAUGAUAGACCGAGAGAGCUUCCACCACUAAAGCCGGUUGUGGAAGACAGCACACUCUGAAUCUCCUCGUCAAAAGAUACUCCAGCUUCAGCUUCGCUUAUGGCUCUCAUUACCAGUAAAUAAUCAUAUGUUGUAAGUCCCUAUCCAUAAGAAUAAGACAAGCUCACAUUGAUCAUAGUGGAACAUUUCCAUCAGCAACAAAAACAAUAAACAACAUAAUAAACAUAGUAAGAGCGAGCUUCUAUUCUAGAGCACCUUUUUAAUGAGCAACUUGUGGAAAAAGAGAAGUUGGCUCAGAUGAUAAAAUGCCGGAAUGGUAACAACAGUGCAAACACCCUAACAUAACUCGCCAGAGACAAACAUUAGGAACAAAACACCACAGGAGCUUGUUAUUAUCAUCAAUUAUGCCAAAAGCAACGAAUGCUUACAACAACUGCCGCAAGAGCUGCUCGAGAGAAGCUGCUUCCGAGUCUAUUGACAAUUUCUGUCCCCAUUCUCUUCUUAUCAGCAAAUACACGCACAAUCACUCCGACUCCCACUGCUGCUUCAAUAAUGAGCUGAUGAGGUUGAAAAGUAUAACAUAUAUCUAUUAUUAACGGUUUAAGUGAAAAGAAAAAUAAGUUCAUUAAGAAAGCUUAAUUACAUACCCAAAGAAGGGUGGCAGUCAUCAGCGAAACAAAACUCAUGUAGUUUCUGCGGCCGACACAAUUGUUAAGCCACUGUAAAAAUAUCCCCAGACAAAGUUAACCUAGUUGCAAAAAAAGCAUCAGAUAAAAAGUUUACCUUGCAAUGGUGAUCGAAACCAACAACACAUUUGUCACAGCUCCUACAAUGCUUGCUGGACUUAUGUACCUGUGACUCAGAACAACAAGUCUUACUUACACAUCUAAAGUCUAAAGAGCAUACAUGUGUACACAUGACAUACACAUCAAUAGGGACCAUGUUACUAUUUAUCAUACCUCAGAAUUGCACAACCUACAAUAUAGACCCACUCUACUAUUUCCCUGUUUUUCUUCCUGUUUCCAGCAGUCAUCAAGAACAAACGCACAACAGAGGAUAGCCAGAGGAUUAUACCAAGAUUUUCUAGUAACAGAGUCCACUCUUUUAUCAUCUCCUACAGAACCUCUGACACUAGAGUUUGCUGCUAAGGUAGAACUCAUUGAGACAACUGAACUAGGGCAAGACCGAAACUGACUGCCAGUUUCAUUAAAGUCCCUGGAGAUAUCUCUGGCCGAUAAGGGAUGAGGCAAGUCAAAUAUCGACAUAUCUGCAGGAUUAAUAGAAGUACACCGAACAUACAGAACGAAUACAAGAAGAGCCUGCAAACACACAUAAUCCAUCAACACACAAAGAAGAGCUUUAUGGAAGUAUAAAGCUUGAAGAACAUACCACCGGAGAGUAAACACCGAUCAAAACGUGUUCCCAAACGCGUCCUCCGGCAAAAGGAGCGAAGAAAACAUAGUAAGCGACCACCAACAAGCAAAACACAGUAACACCAAUCACCUGACAACCAAAAUCAUCAAACUAGUAGCUAUUGUCGAUCGAAACAUGCAGAAGUGAGUCCGAUUCAUUACAGUGGAGUACUACCUGAAGAGUGUCAGCGGGAAGUUGCCAGCCAUGUCUCCUCGCCAUAGCUUCUGUAGCAGCGACAAGAACAAUCGAAACUCUUAAUCACGUCACGACUGAGAAAAUGGCAGUCUUUCUCUGACUGUGGCAAGUUUAGUCAUAAUUAAGUCUGACGCAGUUAUAUUAUAUGAGGAGUUGAGGACUAACUCGUAGACUAAUUAUACUAUACAAAAUGACUCUCGUGGCAUUUUAAUAUUCUUUUACAUCUUAGAUUAGCUACUUUUAAUUUUUGUAAGUGGAAAUCUUCGAGAAAUUUUAGCGGUAAACUUUUGACAUUAAAAUGUAUGAAUUAUAAAAUUUUAAUUUUAGUGGAGUGAUAUGUAAGAAACAAAUAAAAUUUUUAAAUUAUAUUUUUAUAGAAAAACAAAAUUAUCGAUUGUACAUAAUAAUUAUAAUAUUUUUAUUAAAAUAAUAGUUUUAAACAUAUUGUAAAUAUAUGUUUUCUAUGUGUAUGUUUUUGAAAAACUCAAAAUAUAAACUAAAAUUUGUUAGUUACAAAGUUCUUUUUAAGAAAAAGCAUAUCGUAAUAAAACUGAAUGAAAUUUUAUAAAGAAAGAUAUUAUAAAUUUGCAUAAUUUCUCAAAUAAAUAGUAGAGUUCUAGAAUGCUCUAAAUACUGUAAGUUUUUGAGUUUCUUAAUUCGAUUUCGUUGAUAAUGUUCUAUAGAUUUAUAUGCAAUACAAACUAAAAUAUAUGCUAUUAAGUGUACAAAUGCCCCUAAGAAGAUAUGUUUGGGAAAUCCAUAUUUAGUUUUUGUUGUUUAAAUAAUUUAAACAAAAGGUACAAUCUUAACCGUUCAUGGACCAACCAUUAAAAGGCUAAGUCUGUUAGACCAUUAGUCACGCUUCAUCAAAUUAACAAGGAAGUAAUGGCACGCGCAACGCGUGCGCCGUGGGGAAAUAAUGGAACACAGUAGAGUAUAAUAGUUUGAAACUUUGAAUGUUUGGUGCGGAGUUGGUUUAUCCAUUUUAAUAAAUUAAAUUGCGAUUGGUAAUAUUUUUUAUCCGCAGUACAUCACAACUGAUAUUAACAAAAAUUUCUGUAUACAUAUAUAUAUAUAUAUUCAUAUUUUUUAUUAAUCGCAUCAUAGUUAUUAUGCAUUUAACAUUCAAAACUUUUGACUGUGUAUACUUUUGAUGUUUUAUGAUAUUUUAUAAUUAUUUAAAUUGAUUUAAAUCUAAUUAUAUUUUUAUUUUCAAUUUUUAUCUUUAAGGUUUACCGUUAAAUAUUAACUAUUUACUAUUUAAAUUUUUAUUUGUUCUAAAAUUAGUUAAACGAGAUUAACUUGCAUAUUCGCUAGAAAAAAAAAUAUUUUUUUAAAAAAUGAGUUUAUAUAACUAAACUGAAAUUUAGUUAUUUAAAUCUAAUUAUAUUUUUAUUUUCAAGUUUUCUCUUUAAGGUUUACCGUUAAAUAUUAACUAUUUAUUCUUUAAAAAUUUAUUUGGUCUAAAAAUAGAUAAACGAGAUUUAACUUGCAUAUUCGCUAGAAAAAUUAUAUUUUUCUAAAUGAGUUUAUGUAACUAAAGUGAAAUUUAGUUGAGUAAUUGCACGCGAUAUACACGUCCAGAAUAUUAUUUGCAAAAGUGGUAACGGCCACUGUGUGUAUUGUUCGACCAUGUCAAUAUGCCAUGAUUAUCCAUAUACCGUAGGCUUUGAAUACCUGACUCUGCUAUAGCAAUUCAUCUUUCAUUGUUUAUCUUUACCUUUUUUUUCUUUUUUUUCCGACAAAACCUUUCUUAUCUUCUUCCUUUACUUUUCGUAUCCAGCGAUCUUCUUUCUUAAUUUUAUUUUCUCCUCAAUUAAUUCUUAAGCUUCUCUGAUUUUUUUUUCUCGUUUAUUUUUCCCUCGUCUCACACUGUCUCUCUAUUUAGAUCUAUCUCUUUCAGAUCUAUUUUUUUCUCUGCAAAACACACCUCUUUUAUACGACCAUCUUUGCUAACAAUCCUCCACUUUCAUUAACAUCACUGCUUAUUCUCGACCAUCGCCGCCGUCGUAAUUUCUCUCAGAACCACCGUCGUCGCAGUUUCUUUCAAGACCACCGCCGUCGAAGUUUCUUGCAGACAACCACGGUUGCAGUUUCUUUCAGGACACCGCCGUCGCCGUUUCUGGUGGAGGAAGAAGAGGCUGAAGAACCCAAGAAGGCUCAACAAAAGAGGUUGUGCUCCGUGUCUCCUCCGAGCAACCAAACGACGUCGAAGAAGUACUUGGCCGAAGCAACGAGUUUGGUUCUCUCCCUUCAAACCAACUCCCCGUACCGCGGACUUUAAGUGGCUAUCUCAUUUCUUUGAUUCCUUCACGGAAUAUUCGGCUCCAAGUCCAACCGGGAUACCGGUUGAAAAACCUGUGUGGUUAUCCGGUAACACCCAGUGACACCAGCCUCUGAAGAGUCUUGUUUCAAGUUGCCUCUUCCAGCCAAAGCCCGUAGCAGACGGAACCGGUUUGGAGUCAAAGCCUGGUCACUGUGGCGUUCCGAAAACUCUGUAUUAUGUAUUCCUGGAUUGUGUUAUUAAUCAAAUCUUGUGUUAUGUUAUCUAGAGUUUAACGACAUACUGUAUUCUCGCUUCCAUUAUCAAUAUGUGGCUUCUUUGUACCUGUAUGAUUUCAAAUGGUAACGUAUAAAGUUGUGUUAAGGAAAUCAA
Raphanus sativus (radish) is the source of this 6682-nucleotide messenger RNA. RefSeq names its product protein IQ-DOMAIN 5-like. The record is from RefSeq and is a predicted model, not a curated record. Lineage: Eukaryota; Viridiplantae; Streptophyta; Magnoliopsida; Brassicales; Brassicaceae. Gene Ontology annotation, molecular function: protein binding. The coding region runs from base 212 to 1129 and encodes 305 amino acids. The transcript is spliced from 7 exons.